This is a messenger RNA of Diaporthe citri, 1257 nucleotides long. RefSeq lists its product as uncharacterized. The transcript has 2 exons. The record is from RefSeq and is a predicted model, not a curated record. The coding region runs from base 1 to 1257 and encodes 418 amino acids. NCBI's taxonomy places the organism in Eukaryota, Fungi, Ascomycota, Sordariomycetes, Diaporthales, Diaporthaceae.
AUGGCGACCACGCCCACGCCUGGCUCGCCUGCCAGUAUCAACACUCCUCCUACGCCUCGACUCGGCGGCUUCCAUGACGAUUGGGAGCCUUACACCCCCGUUCGCAAGUCUGCUCGGAUCUCGUCGCAGCGCACCACCUCAGCGAACCGAACCCCGUCCCCUCACCUGUCGGGUCGCACCUCAACAUCUCGUCAGGUUCGCGCUUCACCCAAGUCGACCUCCGACAAGAAACACCACCCAACCCAAGCUACCUCAUCCAGCAUGACUUCGCCCCCGGCGACCGCGUCGCCGCAAAAGAAGCGUCUUCCUGCCUCGUCGCGCGUGUCGUCGGGCUCAUUGACUGCAGAGAGCAUUCGCAACGCCGCCGCCGCCCUCGGCCAGUCGCAGAAGAUGGAUUCCCUCACCAGCGCCCCAAGUCAAUCGGCCCACGUUCUGCCGACCCCUGCCAAGACGCCCGCACGCAAGCAUGCCGAGCAGAAUGAGAAGAGCGUCAACGCGAUCGCGCGCAACCUCUUCAGCAAGCCCCAGAGCCCCAAGAAGACGCGCACCAAGCAGUUCAAGCUCGACAGCUUCGAGCCUGAGGACGACACCUUCCAGAUCUACACCGACUCCCAGGACCGACUCCCUGCGCCCGACGUCACCGAAGACAACCCCUUCUACGGUGAGGCGGGUAUCGCAGCCUCUGCGAGGCCCGUGCGCCGCAGCUCGCGCAACAGGAAGAACAUCGUCGGCGCCAGUGUCUCCGAGCAGGUCAACGAGGUUGUCAAGCGCGAGGACGGCUUGCUCUAUGUCUUCCGUGGCAAGAAGAUCUUUAGGAAGUUCUCAGAGAGCGACGAGGCCAGCUCCCGACUCGACGUCAAGCCUCGCCUUCUCUUCCCGAGUGCCAAGAGCCACAAGGAGAACGACCUUGCUCACACCGAUGAGGAGGCAGACACCGAUAUCGAGCAGCCCAUUGCUGGCAAGGUCGACGACGUCAAGGCCAGAGCUGAGACACCUGUCGAGGCUAGUGAGGCGAAGAUUGACACCCCCAAGGCGCCCAAGUACGCUCCCGCCUCACCUCCCAACACGAGCCGGGCCGCUCGAUCCAAGAAGAUCACCACCGAGCCGAACCCAGUCAAGACCAAGCGUGCUGGCAACCGGAGCCCCUUUGAUGGUUGGCGUCGUACCAAGACUGCCUCCGAGGGAUCUGUGAAUGGCCACAAGCGACCUGGCGAGGCGCUCAGCGCCCCAUCUGCGUCCAAGCGACCCAGAACUUGA